Messenger RNA from Cylas formicarius (sweet potato weevil), 922 nucleotides. RefSeq names its product small ribosomal subunit protein mS40 (gene mRpS18B). The transcript has a single exon. Gene Ontology annotation, molecular function: structural constituent of ribosome. Gene Ontology annotation, biological process: mitochondrial translation. Gene Ontology annotation, cellular component: mitochondrion; ribosome. The coding region runs from base 204 to 770 and encodes 188 amino acids. The record is from RefSeq and is a predicted model, not a curated record. Lineage: Eukaryota; Metazoa; Arthropoda; Insecta; Coleoptera; Brentidae.
AGAAAUUUAAGACGAUAGAAUAGAUUAACGGAUAGGUUAAAUUUUGCCAUAGAAGUAAUAUUCAGUAUUGUUAUUUUACCGAUAUCCGUACGUAUGGUCUUGGACCUUAAAGAAAUUAAUUUCUCUGUCUUGUGCGUGCUUAAAUGAGAGGUUUGAUCAUACCCUACAAUAUAUAAUUUUUGAUUUGUUAUUUAAAAAAAUUAAUGCGACGAUUUUCAAAAAUGUCUUGGUUUUCUCUUGUUGGAAUUAAUGUGCCUAGGGUUGUAACUUGUCGAUAUAUAUGCGUGACACCAGCCAAAUAUCAGGAAAAUGUGGAAGACAGCAAACUGGAGUAUAGAGAAGUAACAAAAAAUAGGUCGGAAUCUGUUCCAGUGGAAACUAGUAUAAAAUACUUGAAAAGUCCAGCUUAUUUUCAGACCUAUGGUGAAAAACCAGUAUGGGUACCUUACAGAAGAAAUCAUAAGGGAACAUUCCCUCCAACAAUGACCAGAAAAACGUGCAUACGAAAUGGAGUAAUUUCUACUGGUAAUCCAUGCCCCAUAUGCAGAGAUGAAUAUCUGGUUUUAAAUGAACAAAACACUGAACUUCUGAAACAGUUUAUAUCACCACAAACUGGGGCAAUCUUAGGUUAUUCUAUAACAGGUUUAUGCCGGAAGAAACAUCAAGAAUUGGAAGUUAAAAUCAAGAGGGCAUAUGAUAUGGGGUUGAUAACAUAUGAUGUACCAUUUCGCAAAUAUGACUAUUUAGAAUAUCAACAAACACAACAAUAAAUUACAAUAUUCUAAAAUAUUUUAUUCACAAUCUGCAUGGAAUAAAAAUAAAGUGGAUAAGUAAAUUUCAAUAAAAAAUAAAUGUUGACUGUUUGUUUAUUCCAAGUAAUUUUGGAGAAUAACUGUUACUACAUAUAUAAAAUGGAUUAUAG